AUGCCAAAUAGUCAAUCUAUGAUGUCAACUACAGUAUCAACAGAAGCCCGAAAUCUUAGAGAUUUAGUAAAUAAUUCAACACGUAUUGGUGGAAGCUAUGGUAGUUUAGACAAAUCAACAAUACAACCCACAUUCUAUAUUGCUCACGAGGUCGAGUCAGAUGACACGUUGCAAAGACUUUCAUUAAAGUAUAGUGUCAAUAUUCAAGAAAUUAAACGAAUCAAUAAACUAUGGUCUGACGCUGAAUUAGGUUUACUUGAAUAUAUAUAUAUUCCAGUUAGUAAGGCACAAUUAGCGGUACUUCGAACUAAAUAUUCAACAAUAAACAUUCUUCAAGACCUACCUAAAUUAAUAAACCAACGUAAAAAAUUAUCCAUGAACACUAAUACAGUUGAUGAAGAUGAAGCAACUUCAUCUAUUCAGUCAUCUGACAGCUCCACGUCUCUAUCAACAACGACUAGUACAUCCUAUCAAGAUUAUUUCUCAAAAAUUGAUCAGCAGAUACAAUUAACAAAGAAAACAUUACAAUCAAUAGAUACACGAGAGCUACAUUUCACUUCAGAAUCACACGAGAUAUCAAUUGCACAUGUUUCUGAUAAGACAACUGCUCAUCGUUUAUCUGAUAAUUUGGUACCAUCGGAUCUGGCAACACACAAUUCACGUGAAAAAUAUAUAUCUGCUGCUCUUGAACGAAUACAACGAGAAAAAGAUAAUCUUGACGAACUUUAA
This is a messenger RNA of Rotaria socialis, 729 nucleotides long. NCBI's taxonomy places the organism in Eukaryota, Metazoa, Rotifera, Eurotatoria, Philodinida, Philodinidae. The record is from the annotation of a GenBank genome assembly.